UUGGCUUACAGCAACGGCACUCGCAGCUUUUGUCACCGCGGUGUCCCUCCGAGGUCGACCCUGCAGCAUCCUCAUGUCUCGUGCUUUGCGUAGCAGCCGCCUCUCUGUCGCCGCAGCGGUUCUGACUGCACUUUGGGCAGUUCAGGCCUUCGUGGCACCGCCUACACGCGUGUCGGUGGAGGAUGCCAGGAGCGUCUCGCUCCUGAGGGGUCAAGCCAAGACCGUGGAGCCAGCGGUUGCCAGCGAUAGCAUCGGCGCCACCGUGGUGGGCGUUUGGGCCGUGGCUGGUAUGACAGCCAUGGCACGAACUAGAUUGCGUGCUGAGGCCAAGGAGGCUGAGGCGAAGGAGGAGCAGAAGAAGCCCUUCAACGUUUGGGAGCCUGACACUUAUGGCAACAUCUCCAUGGAUGACGUGAAGAAGUAUGGUGCCGCUGGUACCCUGUCGUACGUCAUCACCGAGUUGCUCUUCUGGGCGAUUGCCUUCCCCACGGAGUGCAUUGUGUACCUGAACACUGCCGGACACUGGCCGGACUUCAGCAAACCUGAGGAGAGCGCGGCUGUCUUCGGCCUGGUCUUCGCGGCCUCCAACAUUGCAAGGCUCUUGUUGCCACUCCGAUUUGGUGCGGCUUUGGCCAUGGCACCUUGGGUGGACGAGAACAUCAUGCAGAAAUUCUUUAAGCAGGAGGAGGCCAAGGAGGGUGCUUGAGCUGUUUGAGGUGCUUGAGCUGCUGUCUUUUUAUACGCCAAGGGGCCUGCUGCGGCAAGGUCUGCAGUGGUUUGAGGCCAGUUUUCCGUCACCAGCUGAGGAACUUGCCAAGGAGGUCUCCUUUUCUUGGAGGGAGACCAGGAGAAAGAGUUCUAUG
This is a messenger RNA of Durusdinium trenchii, 863 nucleotides long. The record is from the annotation of a GenBank genome assembly. Lineage: Eukaryota; Dinophyceae; Suessiales; Symbiodiniaceae.